Molecule: messenger RNA, 789 nt
Organism: Schistocerca americana (American grasshopper)
Lineage: Eukaryota; Metazoa; Arthropoda; Insecta; Orthoptera; Acrididae
Product: magnesium-dependent phosphatase 1-like
Exons: 5
Coding region: 286-729 (147 amino acids)
Molecular function (GO): acid phosphatase activity
Source: RefSeq, a predicted model, not a curated record
UACCCGCAUUGUCUUGAAAGACAAGAUGUAGAAGUGCAUUUAUAAUAUCAGUAAUAAUUGUUUUAUUUAAUAAUCGGUCAAGUAUAACAUACACCGUUAAUGGAACACUGUCGAAUUAUAAUUUUUCGAAAAGGAAGAAAAUAAAUUAUUUUCAUAAGCAGAUAGCCAGUGGACUCCAGCUUUGAUUAUCGACCAAUCAGGAGAUCCUUACAACAGUACCUAUGAGUCGCAAAAAUAAGAUAAAAAAAGCGUUCCGCAAAGUGAGUUAUCGAGAUUUAUUUAGGCAUGAAUUUAGAAAGGAAACCAAAAUUAAUUGUAUUUGAUUUAGUUACAGAUUACACGUUGUGGCCGUUCUGGGUGGAUACUCACGUUUCAUUGCCGCUGCGAAGAAACAGUAUAGGAAACGUCGUAGAUGCCGCUGGAAGGAAAGUUCCUUACUACCCCGAAGUUCCAACAGUACUUGAACAUUUGAAAGCUCAGGGUUACACCUUAGCAGUCGCAUCAAGAACAGGGGAAAUAAGAGGGGCCAAUCAAGCCCUUCAGCUUUUUAACUGGGACAAGUACUUCACGUACAAGGAAAUAUACCCAGAUAAGACUUCAAUUUGCAGCUUUUCGGGAGUAGAAGUUAAAACUGAUGAUUUAUCUCUUUUGCUACUGCCUUUGAUCAACCAAAGCAAGGCUUCAGGGCAUGGUCUCACAAUUUCUUGUAAAAACGGUGUAUGGGAGUAAGGUUCAGGAAGAUAUCUGGCAUACAGUUUCAAGACAUGCUCUUCUUUGAUGAUGAAUAUA